Messenger RNA from Myxocyprinus asiaticus (Chinese sucker), 2109 nucleotides. Its product is annotated as hormonally up-regulated neu tumor-associated kinase. Gene Ontology annotation, molecular function: protein serine/threonine kinase activity; ATP binding. Bases 1 to 2109 code for a protein of 702 amino acids. The transcript has 9 exons. Gene Ontology annotation, biological process: protein phosphorylation; intracellular signal transduction. The record is from RefSeq and is a predicted model, not a curated record. NCBI's taxonomy places the organism in Eukaryota, Metazoa, Chordata, Actinopteri, Cypriniformes, Catostomidae. Gene Ontology annotation, cellular component: cytoplasm.
AUGCCAGCUGUAUUGAAGUCAUCUCUGGAUGGGAGCAUGACUGACUCGGGGGAGCUUGAGCAGGCAGCACCUCACUACCUUGGAAAAGUGCCCCAUGACCUGCUCCGAAACUUUCUUCAUACUAAACGAGUAGGCAGCUACCUGGUGGGCAAAAUGAUCAACAAGGGCUCCUUCGCAAAGGUUAUGCUGGGCAUGCACAUCAGUACAGGAGAGAAGGUGGCAAUCAAGGUGAUAGAUAAGAAGAUGGCUCGUCAGGAUUCGUACGUCUUAAAGAACAUGAAGCGUGAACCCCGAAUUCACCAAAUCAUCCGCCAUCCGAACAUUGUCCUGCUGCUGGAGACGCUAGAGACGGAGAACUGCUAUUACAUGGCCAUGGAGCUGUGUGGAGGAGGAGACCUGAUGGACAAAAUCUGUGAACGCAAGCGCCUGGAGGAGAGAGAGGUGCGUAGGUUCACCCGCCAGAUACUGUCCGCAGUGGAACAUCUGCACAGGCACGGGAUAGUGCACAGAGACCUGAAGAUUGAGAACUUCCUGCUAGAUGAACACAACAACAUUAAGAUUGUAGACUUUGGUCUGAGUAACACUCUGAAGGCAGAUUCUCUCUCUUUGGAGUUGCUGAAUACUCAGUGUGGCAGUCCUGCUUACGCUGCCCCUGAACUGCUGGCCCACAGGAAGUACGGCCCUAAAGUGGAUGUGUGGUCUGUGGGUGUUAGUAUGUUUGCCAUGUUGACUGGCACUUUGCCGUUUACGGUGGAGCCCUUCAACAUAAAGCAACUCCAUCAGAAAAUGGUGAAUGGAGAAAUCGGUGCUAUUCCAUCAGAUAUCAGCAAAGCGGCUGUUCAGUUUGUCUUGUCUCUGUUGGAGCCAGAACCAACAAAAAGGCCCACAGUCAAAGCAGCAAUGGAGGAUAAAUGGUUGAAUGAGGGUUAUGCCAAGAGACCCCUCCAUACAGUCACUUAUAAAAACAGGCUGUGUCCUGAGGAUCUAAAUUCAGCUGUGUUAAAUUACAUGACAGAAUCUCUAGGCUAUGGUCUUUCUGAUAUCAUUCAUACUGUCAUCAACAACAAACCGUCUGCCAUCUUAGCUUCCUACCAUCUACUGCUGAAAAAACUCACUAGGCAUCAGAAAGGAGUCAAGACCAUUAAGCCUCCUCAGAAUGACACAGCCAAUGAAAGGAGCUCAAGGCAGACCAGUAAGACCCAGAGGAGCCAAUCACAGGACAAGAAAAGGCCAGCAGAGACAAUCAGACCAAAACAGCCAAGCCUAGUGGAUACAGCAGAUUUGCCCACUACACUGCCUGUGGAUAAUAUCACAGCUAAUGAGAUUGCCAUACUUGUGGAGACACAUGAUGGUCUGAUUCCUAAGGUCUCAACUUUUGGUGAAAAAGAGAUGCUUCGUGUCUCACCUCCUAAGUGUUCCUGCAGAGAGGGGAGUGACACCAAACUCUGUGACUCGGCUCCUUGUGAUGCCACUGUAAACAUAGACACCUCUAGAGCCUCCCAGACAAUGAAAGCAUCAGUCAAACCACAUGAUCUUAGACCACCCUACUCUGACAAACAUCAAGGGUUGGAAUCUGAACAUCAACAUGAUGAUUGCAAGUUGCAGACAUUCUACACUGAGAAAGGUGCAUCUCCCAGAACGGGGCAGCGCUUUAAAGAUCUGUUACUGGCCAUUGAGGAGAAAACCUAUAAUGGUCGCCACCUCAGUGCUAUGGAAACCAUAACACAAACCUCCCCAUUACCACGACUACGCCACACUGCAACACUAAAAGAAGCUUUGCCUAGAAAAGUCACAUGGGUUGGUCUUGCGUGCCACGCCACAGUUGGCACAGGCUCCUCUCCUUUCUUAAUAAAUGGGUCUAAACCACCAUUGUUUCCAUCACAGAGGCAACAAGCUCUCAUCAUUAAAAACUUGAGACAUGCAAAGGAGAAGAGGAACAUGGUAACAGGAGGGGGAGGAGGGAUAGGUAUCUCCAGUACCGCGAAACGGAACUCUGUUCAGUUACGAACGGCUAUACAGCGCAGGGAUCUUAACUUACCAAUGCUUCCAUCUGCGUUACAGAACAAAUCUGACAAAAAGACAGAAAUACUCAGAAUGGACUUUGGGUAA